AGGCGGGGGGUCCGGGCCGGUGAAGCGCGGUCGCCAUUUUGUGAGGACCGCGCGGCCGACGGGGCGCAGGCUGGGCGAGAUGGUGAAGCUGUUCAUCGGGAACCUGCCGCGGGAGGCGACGGAGCAGGAGAUCCGGUCCCUCUUCGAGCAGUACGGGAAGGUGCUGGAGUGCGACAUCAUCAAGAACUACGGCUUCGUGCACAUCGAGGACAAGACGGCGGCCGAGGACGCCAUCCGCAACCUGCACCACCACAAGCUGCACGGCGUCUGCAUCAACGUGGAGGCCAGCAAGAACAAGAGCAAGGCUUCCACCAAGCUCCACGUGGGCAACAUCAGCCCGGCUUGCACCAACCUGGAGCUGCGGGCCAAAUUCGAGGAGUACGGGCCCGUCAUCGAAUGCGACAUCGUGAAGGAUUACGCCUUCGUUCACAUGGAGAGGGCGGAGGACGCGGUGGAGGCCAUCCGCGGGCUGGACAACACCGAGUUUCAAGGCAAGCGGAUGCGCGUGCAGUUGUCCACCAGCCGGCUGCGGACGGCGCCCGGGAUGGGAGACAAGAGCGGCUGCUACCGCUGCGGGAAGGAAGGGCACUGGUCUAAAGAGUGCCCGGUAGAUCGCCCGGGGCAAGUGGCGGACUUUGCCGAGGCCUAUAACGAGCAGUACGGAGCCGUGCGCACCCCCUACACCGCGGGCUAUGGGGAGACGGUCUAUUACGAUGAGGCCUACGGCGGGAUGGCCGACUACUACAAGCGCUACCGCGUCCGCUCCUACGCCACGGCCUCCGCGUACGACGCCUACGCGGAGCAGACCAUGGCCCAGUACUCCCAGUACGCCCAGUACUCCCAGGUCCAGUCCUCGGCCAUGGCCGCCACCACAGCCAUGGCCAGUCGCAUCCCCACCACCUUAGACGCGUACGAUAGAGCUCUGCUGCCGACCCCCGGCGCGGCGGCCGCCGUCGCCGCUGCCGCCACCGCCGCCGCGGCGGCCGCCUCCUCCACCUAUUACACCCGGGAUAGAAGCCCCCUGCGCCGCACGGCCGCCGCGGCCACCACCGUCGGAGAGGCCUACACGUACGAGCGGGGGCAACUGUCGCCGGUCUCCUCGGUGGCCCGGGCGUCCCUCUACGACAUGCAGCGGUUCGGGCGGGACCCGUACGCGGACCGGGCGCGGUACUCGGCAUUUUGAGCCGGAGGUAAGAUAUUUGCGGCUGGACGUCGGGUUCCCGUUGCUCACCGAAUUCGGCGCCGCGCGGCACGGGCUGCGCUCCGCUAACGAGCCGGUUCCUAACGGACGCUCGGCUUCUCCCCAGCCCGGGCUCAAAAUCCCCCCCUCCCCUCUCCCCCCCCCCAACCCCUGCUCCCAAAUCCCCGUCCUUCAGCUUUUUGUUCUCAGAAUGGCAGGAUUUGGCUUUUUCAGGUAGUUCUGGGGCCCCCGUCGUCCCCCCCUAGCUGGUCUAGGCUCAGGUCGUGAGCGAACGUAGCCGUAGCCGUACCCGUAGCCGCAGCGCCAGCUUCGCUUUGCUUUCCCAGCGCCGAUCCUUUUAUUUCGUAUUAUUUUUGAGGUUUGGUGUUGUUUUUUUUUAAAGAGGGUGAAUAAUUCACUCGUAGCUUUUUUUUUAACCCCAAACCAGGUCGCUGACUCCAGGCCCGGCGCGUUUAGUGUGUGACCCCCUCCCCUUCUCCCCCCAGUCCCACUUUUCCGGUAAAAUAAACUCAAAAUUUUUAACAAA
Chroicocephalus ridibundus (black-headed gull) is the source of this 1727-nucleotide messenger RNA. Its product is annotated as RNA-binding protein 4B-like. Lineage: Eukaryota; Metazoa; Chordata; Aves; Charadriiformes; Laridae. Gene Ontology annotation, molecular function: mRNA binding; zinc ion binding. The transcript is spliced from 4 exons. The record is from RefSeq and is a predicted model, not a curated record. The coding region runs from base 80 to 1183 and encodes 367 amino acids. Gene Ontology annotation, cellular component: nucleus.